This is a messenger RNA of Bufo gargarizans (Asiatic toad), 4094 nucleotides long. It is a transcript of the gene TXLNA, whose product is annotated as taxilin alpha. The transcript has 10 exons. Bases 89 to 1633 code for a protein of 514 amino acids. Gene Ontology annotation, molecular function: syntaxin binding. The record is from RefSeq and is a predicted model, not a curated record. NCBI's taxonomy places the organism in Eukaryota, Metazoa, Chordata, Amphibia, Anura, Bufonidae.
ACGUCAUCAAAGGUCCUUUCGCUUGCUUGGAACGAGUACUUCCCAACGUCUCAACUGCCUCUUCACUUCCUCCUUCACAGCGCAGACAAUGAAAGAGAAGGAAAUGCAAACUUGCACAACAUCUGCCCUUCCAGCCUCCCCCAACCCCAGCAGCUCUGGCACCCCCCUCACACCGUCUGAAGGGCAAGCGGCGCCGUGCAGCGGUGCCAGCCAAGGUGAGGCAGCCGCUUGUCAUGCCCCUCCUACGUCUGAUGUCUCAGAAGAACUUAGCAGGCAGUUGGAGGAUAUCUUAAAUACUUAUUGUGUGGAUGCUGGCCAAGAAGGAGUGGCAGACUCUGAGGAGACUGACAAAGGUCCACCAGAGCCCUCUAGAAAUGGGGAAACCAAGCCUGUAGUGCCAGAAGUUAAUGGCGUGAAGCCGGAACCACGUGGUGCAGAAGAGAACAGGACAGUGAGUGACCCUGAUAAAGAUCAGAAGCGUGUGACAGACAAGAAAAAGACAAAGGGGCUCGGAAAGGAGAUCACCCUGCUAAUGCAGACCCUAAACACACUCAGCACCCCAGAAGAAAAGCUGGCUGCCCUGUGCAAGAAAUAUGCAGAACUGCUUGAAGAACAUAGAACGUCUCAAAAGCAAAUGAGAAUCCUGCAGAAAAAGCAGACUCAGCUCAUCCAGGAGAAGGACCAGCUCCGUAACGAACACAGCAAGGCCAUCCUGGCUCGGAGUAAAUUGGAGAGUCUGUGUAGGGAGCUGCAGAGGCACAACCGAAGCUUAAAGGAAGAGGGCGUACAGAGAGCCCGGGAGGAAGAGGAGAAACGCAAAGAGGUGACGUCUCACUUCCAGUUGACGCUGAAUGACAUCCAGACUCAGAUGGAGCAGCACAAUGAGCGCAACACUAAGCUGCGCCAGGAGAAUGUGGAACUAGCUGACCGGCUGAAGAAACUGAUCGAGCAAUAUGAACUGAGGGAAGAGCACAUUGAUAAGGUUUUUAAACACAAAGAUCUUCAGCAGCAGCUGGUGGAUGCCAAACUGCAGCAGGCUCAAGAAAUGCUGAAGGAAGUGGAGGAGCGUCAUCAGAGGGAAAAGGACUUUCUCUUGAAGGAGGCCGUGGAAUCCCAACGUAUGUGUGAGCUCAUGAAGCAGCAGGAGACCCACCUCAAGCAGCAAUUGGCCCUGUAUACAGAGAAGUUUGAGGAGUUUCAAAACACUCUUUCUAAAAGCAAUGAGGUCUUCACAACCUUCAAACAGGAAAUGGAAAAGAUGACCAAAAAAAUCAAAAAGUUGGAGAAAGAGACAACCAUGUACCGUUCCAGAUGGGAGAGCAGUAAUAAGGCGCUGCUUGUGAUGGCUGAGGAGAAAACUCUUCGUGACAAAGAGCAUGAAGCUUUGCAGGCCAAGAUCCAAAAAUUGGAGAAGCUGUGCCGGGCAUUACAGACAGAGCGUAAUGAUCUGAACAAGAAGGUGCAGGGCCUCAGUGGACCUCCAGCCCCUGCGACAGAGACCACUCCAGAUGACUGCGUGGGAUGUACAGCACCCGCCAGCAGUGAGAAUGUACAAGUGAACAGUGGUGGGUGCGGGCAGAAUACACUUGAAGUCACAGCACCCUCUCCUCUUCCAUCUGCCGCAACUGAAUAACACUGACGGGAGUGAUGCUACAUAUGUAAUGUCCUCAUUCCUUUUAUAAAAUGGCUUCCACUUUUAUACCCUCCUUAAACACUCGCCUUUCCUUUUUGCUUUUACAUUAUUCUUUUUUUUUACUUUUAAAAUGCAGAUAUGAAACUUUCCUGUAAACCAGUCUGCAUACGAUCCACUUGGAGCAGCAUUCAUUUUGCAGGUGGCCCAUGGGCAGCAUAGUUUAUUUUGUUGUUAGACACUAUUUUUGUCCUGAUUUCAUUCUAAAGAAACUAAUGUAAUAAAAAUAAGGCCUAGUAACUAUUAGUGUAAAGUAUUUACAUCUGCUGGAAACUGGUGCGAAGGGUCCCAGCUAGGACUUGCCCACCAGUCACUGAUGCAUGCAGUGUGAGAGAGGUCCCAGCUAGGACUUGCCCACCAGUCACUGAUGCAUGCAGUGUGAGAGAGUCCGUGCACUUGGUGCUAACUCUGGGGAUAAAAUGUGACACCUUGUAGACAAUCCCCUAAUCCAGGUGCACUGCUAACCCACAGGUUAGGGCAGGGGUGUAUGUAUGAAAAAAAAAAAAUUGGGAUAUUGGAACAGUUGACCAUAGCAAUGUAUCAGGUGGCCAUUUUUUUAUGACCUGCUGGAGAAUGAGAGUUGGAAUCUGGCUGCCACAGAUAACACUGCAAUUUUUAACAACUUACCUCUACUUCUUAUUCCCACAUAAGCAGAGCACAGCAGACGCUCUAUACUAAAAAGUGCUUUGUGAGAAGAUGGCCCAGAGUUACUGCAGUCCACGGGUUUCCUAAUUGAUGGCAGUUUUUGGGAGGCUUUAGUAUAUUCCAUUGUCCAUCUGCUAAUAUGGACAAUACAUUCAUUCGUUUGCAUGGUUUCUCUUUUUCUUUAUACCCAUAAAGGGAUUGUAUGAAGUUAGAAACAAAAAAUUGUCAAUUCUAUUUUUCCCAGAAACAGAGCCACUUAUAGAUGGGCUGUGCGCAAUGAGCCACGCAGCUUACGGCAGUACUGUCUAAUCACUAUGGCCUACCAGUUCCGGUUACUUUCUGAUAGCACGUGCAGCAUAUGAACUGUACCUGGUAAGCAUUUAUUACCACUGCCCUGUCAAUUAACGGCUCAACCUGUGAAGUAACAUUCUGUCUGCAUCCGUAUAGUUUUCAGUAUUAUCAUUGCUGAAUGGUACCUAUCCCAACAUGGUGCUGUUAGCUUUGCUAUGUGUUCUUGCACAUACCUAUAUUCUGCUUAGUGUAGAAUUCUUUCUUGUGCACACACGGGAAGUGUUUAACUAGCACUUAUGGUUGUGGUGCGAACACUUACGUUCUUAAGACAUUAUGGCUGUUAUGUCUUUUCAAAUGAAAGAAAACCUUUCCACUGUUAUGUGUGUCAUGUUUGAAGGCCACUCCGUAUGUCAUAUAGCUUAUUACAGAAAAAAAAUCGCUAUUCAUGAACCAGAUUGAUUACAGAAAUAUCCCAGGAUUCUUUUUGUUAGUACCUUGGAAAGGCAUCCCAUAUCUUAAAAGGAUUGUCUGGUAGUUUUGGGGAGAGAGGGGCUGCAAAUGUUUUAAAGGGGUUUUCCAAUGUCUAGAUAUUGAUGACCUAUUCUCAGGAUAGCUCAUCAAUAUCAGAUCAAUGGUGGUCCAGCACCCCACUUUCCCACCGAUUAGCUGUUCUGAGUAUCAAGUGGCUUUGGGAACUAUACAGUUAAUGGAGCAGGAAGCACAAGGUUCCGUACUGGGGUACUGCAUCUCGGCUACCAUUCAAAUGAAUGUGAUCUGAGCUGCAGUACACCAGGGUCUGUUGUAUGGUGUCCUGCAUGGGUGGCUGCCCAAAGAAGCUGAUUGAUGGGGGGGGGUGCUGGGUGUUGGACCCCCAAUAAUUUUAUAUUCAUGACCUAACUAUUGGAAAAUCCCUUUAAUAAAACAAAGAGAACAGUACUCGCCUCUGUUGAUGGGCAAAAGCUCUGGUGGCCCUCGGCAGUGUCUGUUUCCAGGCUGCUAGAGAUGACAUUCCAUAUUAGCAUGUGACCGCUGCAGCCAGUCAGUGGCCUCCGGUCAUGUGCUGUACUUAUUGGCAUCACUCAGUGGCAUUUGCGCCUUCUUUUUAUUUCAAAUUACUGGACAAUCGGCACGGAAAUAAGCCUUGCUCUAUGCCCUCUUCAAGAUAUUAUGAAUAAAUUGUGUUGUCAUCAUUUACAGUCAAAUAAUGGUUUACCCAGUAUGUAACUGAUGUUAAAAGGUUAACUGCUGCUACAUUUCAGGGUUUGUCAAAUGGGGACCGUAAUAAAAGCCUCCUCAGCCCAGCAUCUGUACUGUCAUUUUAGAGGUUCUAGUGUGGUAACGCAUGGACGCCAGCACUUGGGUACCAAAGAGAUUGCCCUACUCUGUGAGUUAGGCAAGCAGGCUGAUCAUUGUUCUGAUGGAAGUAGAGUGUAUGACUGAAAUAAAUAAAUUGUGUGGCUUUCUAUUC